CCCUUCCCUCUUCGCAAUGGUGCGGUCUGCUGGAAGGACUCUUCGCGUCGGCCCCGGACUGCUCAACGUUGCCAGUGUGCUCGCAGCUCGCUAGAGUUGCAGUCGGGCGGCUGGCUGGGGGAAGCAGUAGCCGCGGUGCUAUUUAGUUUCUCUGUGUGUGUUUGGUGGCUCUCUCGCUCUUUCCUCCUUCCCUGUCUCUCACUCACUUCUUUGACAUUUUUACUUCUGAAAAUUUUCUUGAUUGGUAACACCAGGACUUUAAGGGAAUACUCUGACUUCAGUUUGGCCUCCUCAUCUAGUGGGCAAGGAGGAAAAGCAGACUCACACACCCCGCACACCAUUACUGGUGUCAAGAUGUCACUGAAAGUGCAGACAAGUAACAUCACGAACAAGAAUGAUCCCAAGUCCAUCAACUCCAGAGUCUUCAUUGGAAACCUCAACACAGCAGUGGUCAAAAAGUCAGAUGUAGAGACCAUCUUCUCUAAGUAUGGCAGAGUGGUGGGCUGCUCCGUUCACAAAGGCUAUGCAUUUGUACAAUACUCAAAUGAGAGGCACGCACGGGCUGCUGUCUUGGGGGAAAAUGGAAGAGUGCUUGCUGGACAGACACUAGAUAUAAACAUGGCUGGAGAACCAAAACCCAACAGACCCAAAGGGCUGAAAAGAACAGCAUCUGCCUUGUACAGUGGCUAUGACUUUGAUUAUGACUACUACAGGGAUGAUUUCUAUGACAGACUCUUUGAAUAUCGAGGACGGGUCUCUCCUGUUCCUAGAGUGGUUCCUGUGAAGCGUCCACGGGUGACAAUUCCUUUAGUAAGGCGUGUAAAAGCAACCCUCCCAGUCAAGCUCUUUUCCCGAUCUGCUGCCAUUGCAAACAGUUCAGCCAAAUUAAAAUUGAAAUGCAACGAACUGCAGACAAUCAAAACAGAGCUGACACAGAUCAAAUCUAACAUUGAUGCUCUCCUGGGAAGAUUGGAGCAGAUUGCUGAACAACAGAAAGCAUCUACAGAGGUAAGAAAGAAAGCCGAUGGAAACAAAAGCGAGAUCUCCCAAGAAGACACAGCAUCAGAGGCAGAGAUUAACACAGAGGAGCCACUAAACGGGGAGGAAGGCGAGGAGGAAGGCCUGCUGCAGGACGACUGCGAAGACGAAUUGGAGAAUAGCCAUUAUACAGAUGUGGAGGACUCCAGCCUACAGUAACCAGCAUGUCAUUCAGCACAGCAGCCAUGGAAAAACCGGGACGACAGCAACAGAUUUAAGCCCUGCCUUGGCAUGUUGAUCCAGACAAGCAUAACAUGCCGGACUGUCAUCCUCUCUGCCUGGCAUCCAAAAGGAGAAAUAUGGACCCCUGUCUCCGUGCCAUUUUGUAGUACACAGCAAACUAGUCAUCCCAGAGGAACCCCUUCAUUGCUCCCACCCCACCCUUGGUCUACAGACUCAAAGUCCUGCAGCCAAUAAGCACCACUUGUUCCAUGACCUUCACUGGCCAGAUACUGGAUCUGGUUUU
Messenger RNA from Heteronotia binoei (common prickly gecko), 1504 nucleotides. RefSeq names its product RALY heterogeneous nuclear ribonucleoprotein (gene RALY). Lineage: Eukaryota; Metazoa; Chordata; Lepidosauria; Squamata; Gekkonidae. Gene Ontology annotation, cellular component: nucleus. Bases 355 to 1197 code for a protein of 280 amino acids. Gene Ontology annotation, molecular function: RNA binding. The transcript is spliced from 10 exons. The record is from RefSeq and is a predicted model, not a curated record.